Meloidogyne enterolobii is the source of this 1202-nucleotide messenger RNA. Lineage: Eukaryota; Metazoa; Nematoda; Chromadorea; Rhabditida; Meloidogynidae. The record is from the annotation of a GenBank genome assembly.
AUGGGUAAUCAACAAAGCAGCACACAAUUAAGAUCACAAAAACAUGAAGAAUCAACAACAAAUACAGAAAUUUCAAAUUCUUUUAAAUUAAUUUCUGAUAAUGGAGAAGUUAUUAAUUUAAAUCAAUUUAAAGAAAAAUUUGGUGAAAGACUUGGUUCUUCUCUUUGGAAUUUUUUUCAACAAAAUUCUGACAUAAUGGAUAAACAAAAAUUUGAGAAUAUUGCAAAUAAAUUGAAUAAAAUUAGCUCUUUUGGACUUGUUAAAAUUUUAAUUUCUCCAAAAAAUUUGACAUCAAAAGGUGAUGAUAUAAAUUCAACUAAUUUGUGGAUAGAAGAAAAUUGUCCGAGACUUGUUGAGCCUGUUUUUGACAAAAUUAAUAAAAUUUUCUUUGGAAAACAAAAUAUAAUUUUAAAUAAUUUACAAUCAGAAAUUCUGUCUCCAAUUCAAUUUUUUGUUUUACGACAAAGUUUACCAACAACUAUUUUUUGGCCUAAACCUAUAUCAAUUGAUUCUCGGGAGGAUUGGACUUUGCUAUAUUCUAGUACAAAAAAUGGACUUUCUGUAAACAGGUUUGAAGCAAAUGUUUUUGACUAUCGAGGACCGACUGUAGCUAUUUUUAACUUAACUGAUAACCAACUUUAUGGAAUUGCUGCAGAUGAAGAAUGGAGGCACAGCUGCAAGUCUUUUGGGGGCCCUCAAUGUGUACUUUUUAAAUUUUCUCCAGAAUUUAGAAGGAUUGAUUUACCUUCCCCUGCCUUAUAUUGCAAGUUUUUUUUUGAAAUUUUUGUUAUUUAAAUUGUUUUUUUGGAGUCUUUGGGAAUAGGGAAUGAAAGUUUUCUGAUUUUUGUUUUUGAAUAUUUUUGUAUAAUUUAGUGGGGUGGUUUUACUAAAAAUCUAGGUUAAAUUGAACUUCGUACCCGCUCCCUUUUUUUUGCUCAAGAAAGUUUAUAAAUUAUUUUUUAGGUAAUUUCAAACACCGAACAUCCAAACUCGGUUUAUAUUUUGGCAAUUUUUCUCAAUUUUCAAUUGAUGGGGAUUUCAAUAAUGUCCAACAAAUUGAGGUUUGGGGAUGUGCGGGAAUUGAAGCUUUAUCUGACCAAAACAAAACAAAAUGUCGACAAAAAAUGCAAACAGAGAGAAAUGCUAAAGUGCCUUUACCAGGAAAUUGGGAAGAAAAUGCUGACAAAGCUAUUUUGGAAAUG